AUGUUCGCCGUUAAAAUGAAUUCUCGUCUGAGAGCCCACAAGUCCAACAUUGGACUCGCCUUACUAGCUUUGACAGACUUCUUUGUUGGGGUCCUUGCGCAGCCUGCCUUCAUCGCCUUGAUUAUAUCACUCUUAGUUGAUGAUGAUUCCAGUAGGUCGUGCACAUUGCCGAAUUUCACAAUUGCCGUGUCAAGAAUUGGCGUCUCCGUCUCCUUAGUUCACACGGUUUUAAUAAGCGGCGAACGGUAUCUAGCCAUCAGACACUCGUUCGCAUACUUUUCCCUCGUCACCGAAGCUCGUUUACUUGUUGCCUCUGUCUUGGCGUGGCUGCUAUCCAUAACUUUGCACAUUCCUGUCGCCGUUAACGAAUCUGUAUUUUUGCCUAUAAAGAAUACACUCUAUGGUCUAUGCGUCGUCUUAAUCAUCUUCUGCCAUGUUACGGUUUACCUGGAAAUUCGCCGACACCAAAAGCAAAUUGCAGCUCAGCAGGUGACCGAGGAAGCAAAGGAACAAUUUCAAAAAGAUAAAAAGGCUUUCAAAGUGACAUUUAUCGUCAUUGUAGUGCUGAUGUUGUGUUCUUUUCCCAUAGUUACCUUUACAGAAGUCCUUCGAAGAUAUCGAGGAAAAUUAUCUUUGGGGGUAUUUUAUAUAUCUUUCUUUUUGGCCACAUUGAUGGCGUCCUUGAACUCUUUCUUCAAUCCUCUUAUUUAUACUUUCAGGCUAAGAGAGUUUCGCGUAGCUUUAAUUGGCCUAAUUUGUAGAACCGUGAACAUUGCCGAAGCUGAACAGAUUGAGAUGAAGAUAUUUGGCGCACCAAACGCUGUGGUCAGAAUUGAAGAAGGACAAGGACACCAAGGACAAGCUCAAGGGAACGUUGAACAAGCCGGCCUAAGGAUUAUGAACAACAAUAAUGUUAACAAUAAUGAUGUUUUGCCAUAGAAACAGGAGUAUCGAGCUAUGGUUUUCUCGAGGGGGAAUGUUUGGCGAAUACUAGCUCCAGAUUGUUGCAUAAUACAUUUAAAUAAAGUUUCAUUGGAAACAGCUCUUUCUUGUCUUUUUCAGGUCGUUUCACCUCGUAAUUAGAAAUACGUGUAUCGCAACACCUGUAUCACUUGGCCAUGGGGGAGGGUGGCCCGUAAAAUGUUAGGGAUAAGAGGGUGGAAAAAAAACAGAGUAAAUUGUGUAACUGGGGAAGGUGGGUUUUAAAACCUCGUCCCAUGUAAGCUAAAUAAAUGCUAUUUGCAAGCAAUGCUUUUUUUUAGAAUUUUUGUGGGGAAUUGUUCUAUUUCCAAGGUGUCACAUUGAGGAAAAGGGGAGGGGGAGGGGCAGGGGGGACGGAGAAAAGUGCGAAAGAGGGGAAAAGGAAAUCCCCUCCUUUUUCUUCCCUAUCCCCAACCCCUUUUGACGUCCGCUGCGCAGGCUAUGUAAAUACAAGAGAUAAUGAGCUCAUUCUCUCUUAGUAAAUAUUAUUAUUGUUACCAUGACAUAUUUCCGGGAAAGUACCAGGUUCUUUAGGAAUCCGGCUCAACAAUUUUAUCCUCCCUUGGGCUUACUUUUCGUAGAAUGUGGGUUCGUUCUUAAUAUGCAAAUCUAUCAGUAAGUAAAGAGCGUCUUGUUAUUUCAUGUUUAAUACAAAAUCAAUAAAUUCAAACCAACAAAAUAUUUUUGGAGAAAUUUCAGGAAUGUUUUGUGCUCCUGGUUUGACCAAUCAUCAAAGACAGGGACAGUGAGCUACAAACCAACAAAACCGUGAACGCUGGAGAAAUUUCAGGAAUGUUAAUACAAUGUUGGGUCCUGGUUAUGAAAACCAAUCAGAGCUUUGAAUGGAGGGGACAGGGGGUGCGGAUUCUUUUGUUCUCCGAAGAGCUACAAUCGCCGAUCGGCGACAAAAUGAGUUGAGACACUUCGCCCAAAAGUAGGCUUUUUUACGUUUUAUGAACUUCAAAAGGAGGAAAUAUAGCUUUCCUCCCCCAUCCCCUCCGUACAAUGUUGGGCCCUUGUUCUAGCUACCUAUAGAAAACAACAAACACCCCAACUUUGAAUGGAGGGGACAGGGGAGGGGUGCGGAUUCUUUUGUUCUCCGAAGUCACCCUAUUUAAGUACAAUGUCUCAACAAUUUUGUCGCCGAUUGUAGCCACAAAACCACAAACUAAUUAAUGUUGUUGCUUGCAGUUUAGUUUUCUCACCCCUGAUUGGCUUUUUUCUUGCUACACAAAAUACUUUCUGUUUAAAUUGUUUUUCGGUUAUUUUGGAUAAUAUUUGUAUGGAGAGAAAGUGGAUAAAGGAAAGUUCAUUUUAAUUAAUAUAGAGAAGGGGGUAUGAAGAUGUUGAGGGGGUGGGGCUGAAAUUUUGUGUGUGUGUUCGGGGGCUUUAAAAAAUCGGUAAGUUCAAGGGGGAGGACGUAAAAUCUGGCAAUAAAACUAAGGGCCUGAUUACAUGAGUCGGGAUGUCUCGCUUUGCAGAAAACCCGGCACCUAAGUUAUACGCAACAUAAAUCAACUUUGCAAUUAUAUGACAACCGAGCCAGCCCGGUUAGCUGGGAUUCCAGCAUUGUGAUGCCGUGAUCCCGAGUGGAAAGUUUCCAACCUAUCACACAUGCCGGGUAGCCUGGAGAAUGAACCAAGCAAGAAACAGGACAGCGGGUGACACACUACUCAUGCACAUUGCUUCCAAUCUCUACAUAAAAAUAGCGGCUCCGGACUGGCCCUUUUCAUGUAAUACCAGGAUAAAAGUCAUCUUGGCAAAGCUAGCCAGCCCGGCUCAUGUGACCAGGGGCCCGGCGAUAAUUAAUGUGACCAGGCCCGUUUACAUUAAAGGUGAGUUUCAAUUUUUGCAUCUAACAUGAUAAAACUGGUUUUGUAGUUUGCUGGCCAGGACCCGCGCUCUUAUUCUUUAAUUUCGAUUUGAAUAUUUGAGAAUUUGCUUUCGAGAAACGGGCCCCAGGCUUUCGGUGAGUUGUUUUUCACGCGGGACGGACCACUUUAGAAAAGGGACGGACCACUAGAAAAGUUAUAGGAGGGGGGAGGGGAGUUUUCGAGCCUCAGGAAUUUUUUUUUCGUUAUCAAAUUCCUUGUAUGAAUUAGGGUUCGAACGUGAAAGAUUGCAACUUGUUUACGAGAUCAUUUGGCUCAAUAAGGUUUUAAGAAAUCACCUCCUUUCCGAAAAUCUGCAAUGAAAUUACACUUCAUUCAACCUUACCCUUAUUUACCCUCCUCGUGCACGAUCAGGGAAUUUUGCGUGAAUUCAGUCUUCUUUGGCUGUCGACAACUGAGGGCAAUAAUAUUGUCAAACUCUUGGCAAUACGCCACUGCUGGCAAUGAAUACUCUGAACAAUAAAAAGGGCAAUGACCCGGGGUACCUAUGGUCCGGGGUAAAAACAUCCACGCCGUGUGCUGCUGGGAAAUUUUAAAUUAUAUAACAUUUUGUUUCACUCGGUGUACCUCUUUUUUUAAUACUUUGCUUUUCUAGUGCCGAUUUGUUUGCUGUGUGUUAGCUGUUGGGCGUAUUGUAACGAGGAUAAAUGUUGUGUCGUGACUCAUCGCGCAGCUGACAUUCGAGUCGCUUGGCUUGUUUACCUCCGCACGUAUUGUGUGCCUAUUGCAAUUUUUGAAUCAAAACAAGCCAUCUUGAUUUCUCUAUUUGGGCGACGCCCAAAUAAUAAGAAGAUUCGUGCCAUUUUUAUCCAUGACAAUAAUUCUAGACGGUUUUUAGCAGCUCGUUUCGUAAUCUGAAAACAUUGUUACUAAAUCUGACGUUCUGUUUGCCCUAAACGAUGAUUAUGCAUACCUUCUAAUCACUCUUCGAUGUAUAGACUACUCUUUGUCGUCUAAUGUUCAUUAAUAAUAAUAAUAAUAAUAAUAAUAAUAAUGAUAAUAAUAAUGACAAUAAUACUGAUAAUAACAACAAUAAUGAUAAUAAUUAAGAAGAAGAGUAAGAAGAAGAUUCAUGCCAUUUUUAUCGAUGAGGAUAAUAUAAGACGCUGCUCAUUUCGUAAUCUGAAAAAAAUUAUUACUAAAUCUGACGUUCUGUUUGCCGUAAACGUGAUUCUAAAUUUCUCCAAUAUUCAGAACUUUGAAAAUCCUACUUUAGACACGAAAAUAAUAAAAAAAAAGAAAUGUAUUUUUAAUCGCUUUAGGGAAAAUAUACCUGGUGAAUGUACUAGUCUUUUUCACUAGAGUGAAUAAGUUGCUGGGCUUAAGGGAUUAACUCUGUUUAAUUGGACCAUUUUACCGAUGGCACUUAAAAUUGCAGUUCUUGCUGUUUUAUUUUUACGUUUUGUGUGUCUAUUGUAACUUUGAAUCGAAACAAGCCAUCUCGAUUGCUCUAUUUAGGCGAAGUCCAAACAAUAAAAAGAUUUAUGCCAUUUUUAUCCAUGACAUUAAUUCUAGACGGUUUUUAUCUGCUCAUUUCGUAAUCUGAAAAAAUUGUUAAUAAAUCUGACGUUCAUUUUGCCGUAAACGAUGAUUAUGCAUACCUUCUAAUCACUCAAUUCGAUGCAUAGACUACUCUAUGCCGUCUAAUGUUCAUUAAUAAUAAUAAUUAUAAAAAUAAUAAUGACAAUAGUAAUAAAAAGAACAAGAACAAGAAGAUUCAGGCCUUUUUUUAUCCAUGAGGAUAAUUCAAAACGCUGCUCAUUUCGUAAUCCGAAAAAAAUUGUUAAUAAAUCUGACGUUCUGUUUGCCGUAAACGUGAUUCUAAAUUUCUCCAAUAUUCAGAACUUGGAAAAUCCUACUUUAGACACGGAAAGAAAAAAGAGAAAAUAUAUUUUUAAUCGCUUCAGUGAAAAUAUAACAGGUGAAUGUACUAGUCUUUUUCACUAGAGUGCGUAUAGGUGGCUGGGCUUAAGGGAUUAACUCUGUUUAAUUGGACCAGUUACCGAUGGCAAUUAAAAUUGCAAUUCUUGCUUUUUUUUGAUAGAAAAGAACCAUUUCUUUACACUAGUCAAUUCGUCAUUCUGAAUCAAGUUAAAACUGGCUUUAAAUUCUUAAAAAUUCGAAGGCCAAAAACUCCAAAGAAAUGUACGUAACAUGCGAAAGGGACAAGCACGCGAAUUGCCGUCACCCCGCUGGCGUACCGUGUUUUUGUUGGCAAUUUUCUCUCAUAGUUUACGAGAGUUUGAAAGGGAAUUUCAAUAAACUUCGUAGUUUUACCAGACUUAAUAUGUUUAAUUGUCUCUGAACAUAUUUUGUUUCCAUAAAUAGAAGUAAGUAAAUAUUACAAGUGUGGACACUGUGUUGUCUGUAAAGGUCUCGUUGGCGUUUGUUUAAAGUACAGUGCAUUCCAAAUAAUUCAAUUUGAUAUUUCUAUCCAAGAACUUUUGAUCUAAAUUAGAAAUUUUAUGAGGUAAACCUUAUUUUUCCCCGUUAAUUUAAAAGGAAAUAUAACCUACAGGAAACUAAAUGAGUUUUCCUCCUUUUCAAAUGAAUUUCGGAUGUCAUUUAUUGUAGGGAAAAUGACUGCAUUCAAGAACGUGGGAACAACUGUUUCAGACUAUGUAUUGAGCAAAAUGUGUGGCAAAUAACACACUUGAGAAAAAUUUUAAGAAAAGCUUAUGUUAUAGGCAGAUAGAAAACCACAAAUUUCUCCUACAUUACUCAGUUUUUAUUUUCGUGGUUUUACUGGUUACUAUCUGUAUGAGUUAAAUGCGCAGUUACCAAAACGACGGCCAACUCUCGAGCUGCUCGCUGUGGAAGUUAUCAUGCUCUUUAAAAACUGGGGUAGAUAAUUUUUUAUGUUACCCAGAGAAUUGCGCAGAUGACGAUCGCUUUAAACUGAAUAUUAUCCCGGAUAAACCAAUUAAAAAUAAAACUUUGAAUUCACGAUUCAAAACAAUUAACAAAUCUGGUCCAAAAGUGCCAGUUGCUUUUUAUAAAGCUAGGAAAUCAUUAAGAAAAGACAUUUAACACGGACAGGACAGAAAGAAAGUAUUACCUAAACCCUUGGAAACUGAGAAACAGAGGAAUAGCGAUGAAUUCGAGUCUAUCAAGCAGUGAUUUCAUCCCCUCUGGAUGUGAGAUCUACGCGGUUGUAGGAGGAAGACUCCAUCAACCUUCGAUUCUAACUCAAGCUUUUCUUAUUAUCAUCAUUGUCGUUAACACUCUAACAUUUCCUCUCACUGCUGCCUUGAACGCACUGGUAAUGAUCGCCGUCAAAAAGAAACCUCGCCUAAGAGAACACAAGUCAAAAAUUGCACUCGCCUUACUAGCUUCGACAGAUUUCGUGGUCGGGGUCAUUGUACAGCCCGUAAAUGUCGCUCUUAUGAUAACAAUUUUAACUGAUGAUAUUUCUGGUGAGAAGUGCGCGUUGUAA
Molecule: messenger RNA, 6309 nt
Organism: Porites lobata
Lineage: Eukaryota; Metazoa; Cnidaria; Anthozoa; Scleractinia; Poritidae
Source: the annotation of a GenBank genome assembly